Messenger RNA from Pocillopora meandrina, 6522 nucleotides. NCBI's taxonomy places the organism in Eukaryota, Metazoa, Cnidaria, Anthozoa, Scleractinia, Pocilloporidae. The record is from the annotation of a GenBank genome assembly.
AUGGCUUCAUACGCGCAGGACAGACUGUGGUCGUGGCUGGUUUGCGCUUCUGCAACUCUCUCAUGGCUGGCCGCCUUAGGCUUUGUGUUCAGUUUUGGAAUUUUCUUUCCUGUCUUUAUGGAUUACUUUCAAGAGAGCAGAGAAAAAACGGGUAAUUUGUACUCUUAAACAACAUGAUUCUGUAGGACAACAUCUGACCUAGAUUUGCUUGUUGGUCAGCCGGUGCAAGCGGAAAGCUUGAAAAUCGGCGUAGAUGGCUACGAAGGAAAACGAAAAGAAAAAAUGAUUUAAUUUGAAUUGAAUCUCUUACGUAUUGAGGCCAAAUUAUGUAAAUCGAACCAGGUCGAUUUGCAACCUGUUGAGCUGAUUUCAGUUUAGGUGUUCGGCGACAUUACUUACGUAGGUGACUAAAUUCUACUCCAGCGAGCGCAGCUAACAAUUUUUGCGGCGCUGCUGUUUUGUGAUCGAAUUCGUAUCUCAAACGUGAGCUAUCUCUUUUCGAGAAAAGAGGCAUGAUUUUAUGGAAAAAUCGGAUGUCUGCCAGUGCUAUGAAAUUUUUAAAUAUCUCAAUCAAAAUCUAGUAUCCCCGGGAAAAAUUUUAUUAAAAGAGGGAUCAAGCGACCUGAGAGUAGAGUAACAGCAAAUAUUUACUGAACGAGAUAAUUGCCAAGCGAUUGGAUUUUCUCUUCACUACAGUCGAGUCAACUGUUCGGUGCCGGUUAGUGUCCCCGAAGCCGCCAUCGGGUAUAAUAAAUUAUCCCCGUCAUAUCUUUUGUUAGCCUCGGGGCGUAAUAUGCUAUUCAGGGGUACAUUUUUGUUGAUUCAGAAAUUUUGUUGACAGCGGAUACCGAAUGCUAAAAAUAAUCGAUUACAAACAGCGUCACACGUUCUCAAGGUGUGACCAUCUAGCCAAAUGUUUGAGCGUGACUUUGGGAGACAAGCUAUGCCAGCUUUUUCGGUUUAACGAUUUAGCGUUUCGUUACUUACCUCUAAAAAGCUCUUUUUUUAAUUUCGCUCUCUAACCAUCAUUUGCUCUUUGAUUAGGAGUUUUCUUUCAUUUUGUAUAAAGUAGUCAGCGAUAAACGCGUAGGAUUUUAUUUGAGGAAGCUUCGUCACAAGUUAACCCUUAACCCCCCCUCCCAGAGGAGUGUUAAGCAACUAAUUUCUCAUAACAAUAUCACCCCUGAAUCAAACAUUAAGGUCACCAGAAUAAAGGGAAAUGAUUAAGAGCUUCUCUAGAAUCUAGAGAAGCUCUUGAUUUUUUGACAAAUUCUCCCUGUCAGUACAUUAAGAAAUUUUUUUGUAUAGAGAACAGUAUGGAGAAUUUGCAUACUGCUGUCAGGGUGUAGAGGGUCAAGAGACAGUAGAAUCUGAAUACAGUGGAGAAGGAGAAAUUUACUCAAUAGCUCUGUUCAGCAGAAAUAGUUUCUUGACCACAUUGGUGGAGGGAUCAUGAAAAAUCCCACCAUCAAUAUAGAGGGAUUAAAAAAAAAAAAAGGACAUGAAAUAUCUCAAGGGGGGGGGGAUCAUCACGUAAAUUUCCCGUUUUCUCAACAAAAAUCCUCCUCUCACCACCCCCACCCCUUUCUCCUUUCCCGAUUAUAAAUAAUAAGCAGACCCUUAGGAGAAGUAUCUAUUUUCCCAAGAGAAUAUAAUCUCUUGUUUCCCCAAUAUCCCUUGACACUGUUGUCAUUUUUUUUCGCAAAUUCUCUCUCAGUUUAGAAAAUUUGAAUUGAGCUAACCAGCGAAACAGUCGCUGACAUUAUAGGCUAAACAGAGACGUUCUUUGAGAUGUCACGCAAAGUCGAUGGACGCUUGAGAGAGAUCCGGGAGAACCUGGGAGUCACACAAGACAUGUUAAAACUUAUAACGCUUUCCAGAUCAAAAACAUCACGUGCAACAUAAAUCAGACUUCAGUUAUAGUAAAAGCAUCAUGGCUUCGUACGCGCGGGAUGGUCUGUGGUCGUGGCUGGUUUGCGCUUCUGCAACUUUCUCAUGGCUUGCCGCCUUAGGCUUUGUGUUCAGUUUUGGAAUUUUCUUUCCUGUCUUUAUGGAUUAUUUUCAAGAGAGCAGAGAGAAAACGGGUAAUGUAAUUUGUACCCUUAAACGACAUGAUUCUGUAGCGCAACAUCUGACCUAGAUUUGCUUGUUGGUCAGCCGGUGCAAGCGGAAAACUUAAAAAUCGGCAUAGAUGGCUACGAAGGAAAACGAAAAAGAAAAAUGAUUUGAUUUGAACUGAAUCUUUUACGUAUUGAGGCCAAAUUAUGUAAAUCGAACCAGGUCGAUUUGCAACCUGUUGAGCUGAUUUCAAUUUAGGUGCUUGGCGACAUUACUUACGUAGGUGACUAAAUUCCACUCCAGCGAGCGCAGCUAACAAUUUUUGCGGCGUUGCUGUUUUGUGAUCGAAUUCGUAUCUCAAACGUGGGCUGUCUCUUUUCGAGAACAGAGGCAUGAUUUUAUGGAAAAACUUUGUUAAAAGAGGGAUCAAGCGACCUGAGAGUAGAGUAACAGCAAAUAUUUACUGAACGGGAUAAUUUCCAUGCGAUUGUAUUUUGUCUUCACUACAGUCGAGUCAACUGUUCGGUGCCGGUUGGUGUCCCUGAAGCCGCCAUCGAGUAUAAUAAAUUAUCCCCGUCAUUUCUUUUGUUAGUCUCGGAGCGUAAUAUGCUAUUCAGAGGUACAUUUUUGUUGAUUCAAAUUGUCGACAGCGGAUGCCGAAUGCUAAAAAUAAUCGAUUACAGAUCAGUUUGUGACAAGCAUUCACAAUUUUGUGUCACGCAACAGAGUCACACGUUCUCAAGGUGUGACCAUCUAGCCAAAUGUUUGAGCGUGACUUUGGGAGACAAGCUAUGCCAGCUUUUUCGGGUUAACCGUUUAGCGUUUCGUUACUUACCUCUUAAAAACUCUUUUUUUAAAUUUAUUCUCUAAACAUCAUUUGCUCUUUGAUUAGGAGUUUUCUGUCAUUUUGUAUAGAGUAGUCAGCGAUAAACGCGUAGGAUUUUAUUUGAGGAAGCUUCGUCACAAGUUAACCCUUAACCCCCCCCUCCCAGAGGAUUGUUAAGCAACUAAUUUCUCCUGACAAUAUCACCCCUGAAUCAAACAUUAAGGUCACCAGAAUAAAGGAAAUGAUUAAGAGCUUCUCUAGAAUCUAGAGAAGCUCUUGAUUUUUUGACAAAUUCUCCCUGUCAGCACCUUAGGAAAUAUAUAGAGAACAGUAUGGAGAAUUUGCAUACUGAUGUCAGGGUGUAGAGGGUUAAGAGACAGUAGAAUCUGAAUGCAGCGGAGAAGGAGAAAUUUAGUGAGUAGCUCUGUUUAGCAGAAAUAGUUUCUUGGCUACAUAGACAGCUCAAGUUAGAAACCAUGGGAACCCAUAGGAUACGUUGAUAAAUCACGAGCCUACAUUAAUCGAGUCAGUUUCUUGCAUUGCCUUGUGAUUUGCUCUUUGAUAAACUUCUUCUCUCUGUUAAUUUUUAGCUUGGAUAGGUUCGCUGGCCAUCGCGAUAAUCUUUUUCAGUGGGCAUGCGUCGGGAGCUCUCAUCAGUAAAUUUGGCUGCCGUGUCACUGCUCUACUCGGGGCAUUUUUGUGCGCCCUAAGUCUCGGUGUCUCUUCCCUGGCGAAAAACAUUCUCGUUUUGUAUUUCACCUAUAGUGUGCUGUAUGGCCUGGGUACUAGCUUUGUGUUCUCAUCGGGCAUCAACAUCAUUAGCAAGUACUUCAAAAAGAGGCGCUCGUUGGCAAUGGGGAUUUUGACGUGUGGACAAGGGGCAGGAGUUUUGAUCAUGGCACCCGUUUUACAGAUGAUGAUUGACGCGUAUGAUUGGAAGACAACCUACCGAAUAAUGGCAGGCGUGAUUUUCUUGAUGUGUCUAACAGCACUUACCUACAGUCCUAACGUAGAAGGUGAAGAUACUGAAGGAACACCGGCGGAGGAAGAAGACAAGGAAAAAGGAUGUUACAUUGAUGUAUCAGUGUGGAAAGAGCCCAAAGUCUUGGUCCUUAUUUUGUCUUCAACCAUAAUUAUGUUUGGACAUUAUACACCGCAGAUUCACCUGGUAAGUUUACAGUUCAACAACCAUAAACACUCUAGUAAGCCCAAGUGGGGGGGGGGGGGGGAUGGGGGUAUUAAUUCCAGGGCUUCCAAUAAUUCUAGGGUGGUUAUUAGAGGAGAGAAGGUGGGGAGGGUCAGGGGUUUUUAAGAAAAUAUACUUGUAUCGAAACACAACUAUAUUUUGAACUGAAACGUUUUGGUUUGCCUUUUUUCCUUUUAAGGGGAGGGGGGUUCGUUUUGGGAAGGAAGGGGAGGAAAAUGAGAACUUUUAGGUUAGGAGGGAGGUUGUAAUCAAUGAGGCAUGGGGCAUGAAUGACACCAACGAUAUCUCUGAUACUAUUCUCGUUACUGAAAUUAUAUAAGUUUUAUUUUGUUAAAAAAAAAAGCCCAAAAUGGACUAAAUGAGACUGGAUGCCUGUUUAUGUUGAUUCUUAGGUGCGAUAUUGUGAAGAUAUUGGAAUCACUGCUGACGCGGCCUCUCGACUAUUUGUUUAUUAUGGGCUGUCAUCGUGUGCAGGGAGACUGGUAUCUGGUCGUCUUUGUGACUUCAAAAUGAUCAACACAUUCUUUGUGUAUCAGAUUGCCGAGAUAGUCGCUGGAAUGUCAAUUCUAUUUGUAACAAUGGCAACGUCAUAUGUGCACAUGAUAGUGUUCAUUGUAAUUUUUGGAUUCUGCGACGGAGCUUAUAUUACAACACUUAAUCUCAUCGCCAUUACAUGCACUAGCCCCGAUAAAAUAGCCCUUGCGCUUGCAUGGCAAAUGCAAAUGAGUUCGUUUACUACAGCCAGCGGUCCUCCCAUAGUGGGUAAGUCAAUGUUUUUUCUGCCGCUGAUUCUUAAGCAAGCCCGUGAAAACUGAAGUGGCCUGAAGGUAACCGUAAACUAUGAAACUAAACGUCAAGAUUAUGCUCCUCGUGAAAAUUGAACUGACCUGGAGGUACCUGUUAAUCAUGAAACGAAACAUCAAGAUUAUGCUCCUCAUGAUGCUUGGAAGUCUCCUUAAAUUUUUACUUCCUGAGGGGGAUCUUGGGGUUUUUCAAAGGGAAUUCGGAGGGGGGGACAUUCGGUGCCAACAGGGUGUAAAGGGGGUCUAGACAAACUAGGGAAGACAGGGGGUUCAUGAGAAUAUUACAGAGCCCUAUGGGAAGAUCAGGUAAAUUUAUCAUCACACAACAAAAAUCCUCCAAUUCCCUCCCCCCUCCCACGCAUACACACCCACACCCACACCCACACCCACCCCACACCCACACUCACCCAGGCGAUUAGUGAGCACGGUCCCAUCAUCUGCUCAGGGUAGGGUGAGAAGAUGAAAGAAUGAACAGGUUACUUUCGUAGAAAAAGUAAUCAAAUUUGUUUUCCUUCAAACAGGUCUGGUGGCAGACACAAUGGGCUCAUAUACGCCAGCGUUUUAUAUGGCUGGUGGAGUAGUGCUCGCGGGCUCCUGCAUUCCUUUUUUCCUUCUCUGUAGGAAAGAGAGAAGCGCGUCACGUGAUCUUUGGACCACGUUGGGCCCAACUGCAGAAUCGACAGAUGUACCUGAUUGGAGGAAAUCUGUUGUCUACACGGUUGACAAAAAAGCAUCGAUUCGUGAUCCUAACUAAAGACCGAAUUCCCUUAAAAUGGACGGCAUGUACGUUCAUUUUGUCGCUGAUUCAGUUCACAAUUAGCUUGUUCUGGUGGUUCGGAGCGAAAUAAUAAAAGGCACGAGAGUAGCGGCCAAGUGAAAAGUGAGGGAGGCUUGGGUCGGGUCGGGUCGGGUAAGUCCCAAACCUCCCUCGGUUUUUCUCUUUGCCUCGCGCCGUUUUAGCAUUUCGCUCUUAACGUGUGGAACAAACUACUUCACAAUUAUAUUAGCUUUCUAAUGUUCCUGGAAUUUUUAAGAGAAGAGAUUGAGAUGAAGUACUAUCACGACUAAUAGACAAUUUAUAAGAACUGAUCUGAUGGGGUAAUAAUGUUGGGAAAUUAUACUUGAUAUCUUCUUUUCCUCGCAAUAUGUUGUGGAAUUGUUAAGAAGGACACAUUGCUUAUAUUCUUCCCUAAUGAUGGUGUAUUGUGUGUGAUUGUGUUAUGUGUGAUGUGUGCAAUGUGUGUGAUGAGCGCGAUGUGUGCGAUGUGUGUGAUGUGUACGAUGUGUGUGAUGUUUCAUUUCUUGUUUCGUCGUGUUGCUUUAUGCGUCUUUGAAUAAUUAAUAAUUUGAUAUUUUUUUUAAGUUUGCUGUAAUUUUUUGAAUGAACUCUAGCGUAAUAUGCCAUACGCUAAUGAUGAUGUUUCUCAAAUCUGAUAAUGUUUAUUGAAUUAUUUAUUAAUAAUUGUAAUAGGAUCGAGUUGGGUCCAAUCUGUUCUGUAAUUGUUUGAAUGAUUGGAAAAAUCAGGCAACAUGAGUAUGAAUGCAGACAGAAUAUGGCGACACAAAGUCGUGUUACCAUCAGAUCAAAAUUAUGAAAAAAAAAUUGAGUUAUGAAAUAUCUAAUGGUC